AGAGAAAUUUAGACCCAAACAGCUGCUGGACAUAAGUAUGGCGUGCACUCUCCCACCGGCGCGGCCUGGGACGCUGCGCUGCGCUUCGGCGCUGCGUGCGAGUCCGCGUGGCGCAGCCACCGAGCAGCUUUACGACGCCGAGCGCAGCAACCUUUUACGCGCGCAAUGCUCUCGUCAGCGGCGAUCACUUCACGCAGAACCAGGCGGAGCGUUUGCUGCAAGUGUUUCCGACCAUGAAGGAUGUUGCCAACAAGGACCAUAUCAGCAGGGUCGAGGUGACCAUGAAAAACCAUAUCAGCAGGUUCGAGGAGACCAUGAAGGACCAUAUCAGCAGGGUCGAGGCGACCAUGGAGGGCCAUAUCAGCAGGGUCGAGGAGACCAUGAAGACGGGCUUUGUGGAGCAGCAGAAGUUCUUCGUGCUGCUGGCGCUCGCGUUUCCGGUGCUGGUUGCAAUCUUCCUGGCCCUGAUAUUUGGGGCUAUCACGCAGUUUCCCGUGGACCCCAGCAGCGUAGUUGGACUGCUGAUUUCCAAGAAUGCAUAGUUCCGGCAGAGGCGUUAGUUGCGAGCGAUAAUACUUAUGGGUUGUGGGCCGAGGCGUCGCGGAGCAGCAGGGCGAGCGGCGCCGGCGAUAAAUGUCGCCGCCCGGGCUCGGUGACGCGCACAACAGCACAAGACAGGCACGCGGACGCGACAAGCAAAACCCACGACUUACCUGGCGACCAGGAAAGCAGCCCCGACGCCAGGCAGGGAGCUUCGGGCCAGGAGCACGACAUGUGGGAAAAGGGCAAGGCAAAAAUCGGAAGGGCAGGGCACAGUGAAAGGGCCGAGGCGUGUCGGCAGUAGGAUAAAGAAGGGAUAACAAAGACAAGGCUACACACAAGCCCAGGCGGCGAAAGAGGCAGAGAGGGUGUGAGGCACGGGUUAAGAGGUAGAUGUGGGUGGCAUGGGGACCGGUCAGGGGAGAGAUGAAGGGGUGCUGGGCAGUGGGGGUGGAUGGGUGUGGGGAAAGCUGGUAGAAUGGGGUGACAGCCAUGGGGAACUGCCUGAUGUAGUUGCUAUGGACUGCGGGCAUGGCUGCAGUGGCACCUGCUUGGGGCUAAUGCGCACACCUCGAGACCAAUUCUGGGUGUAACGGAAACACCCG
Chlamydomonas reinhardtii is the source of this 1145-nucleotide messenger RNA. RefSeq lists its product as uncharacterized. The record is from RefSeq and is a predicted model, not a curated record. NCBI's taxonomy places the organism in Eukaryota, Viridiplantae, Chlorophyta, Chlorophyceae, Chlamydomonadales, Chlamydomonadaceae. The transcript is spliced from 2 exons. The coding region runs from base 234 to 542 and encodes 102 amino acids.